AUGGACUCGUAUGAUACGUACGGAUCUCCCGGUAGGAGCCGGGAUGGAGACGCGUACUCUAACAGGGCUCCCGUGGAUUCUUACCGACGCAGGUCUCCCGUAUCGCAGGAUCGUCGCCGGGGACGUGGUCGUUCUCGCUCGCCAGCCAUGAUCGAUCGUUAUGAACCUACGGAUCGACGAACCUCUCGAGAUGAUUACUAUACCGCCGCUCGCGAACAUACCAUGAGGGAGCGUGAAGAUCGUCGUCGUGCUCCUUCGCCCAACGUCGCAAACAUUGAUCGAUAUGUCCCUGGACAGGACUCGGGAAAGCGGCCGAUCCCGACGAACCCCCUGCCGAACCCACUCAGCCUUGACUUCCAGGUUGGAUUCAACUGGUUUGCCGAAUGGUGGCGCGCCGAACAAUCCAUCAAGGAGGAGAAAGAGCGCGCCAAACAUGGUGGACGCCGCCCGUCGGACCGCGUCAAGGGAGAGCGUGAGGCGCGCGAAGAUCGUGACCGUGAGCGGGCACAGAUCCAGGCCGCUUAUGACUCGUACAAGGUGGAUCUCCAAAUUAAGAUGGCAAGGACGUUUGUUCAACACCAUCGAAACGAGGAAUGGUUCAAGGAGCGUUAUGUUCCCGAAGUUCGGGACCCUCUGCGCCGCCGCGUGAUGGACUUCAGGGUGGGCGCCUAUCAGCAGUGGGAGAGCGAUAUCGACGGUGGAAUGUUUGACGACUUCACUCUUGAAGGGAUCUACAAAAGCGAGAGUGACGGUGCGGGCGGUGUUGUCGAGAAAGAGGAAGGUGAAACGACUGCUGUGGGAGAGACGUUAAGUGUCUUGGACUUGCUCCCAGCCCGAGGUGGUGAGCUUCGCGACGAGGCUUUGUCCCAACCCGCGCUACUCAUCAAGACCCUGGCGCCGAAUGUGAGCCGGGAGAAAAUCGAAGAGUUUUGCAAGGAACAUCUGGGGGAGCAAGAUGGUGGCUUCAAGUGGCUCAGUCUUAGCGACCCGAACCCUUCUAAGAAAUACCACCGUAUGGGUUGGAUCAUGCUGCACCCCGCAGCGGACAAUGCCGUCGUCGAGAGAGGGGACGGCAGAGAGGAAGAGGGCGAGGAAAUCGAGCAGGACGACUAUGCCAACGGUACGUCCGGAACUUCUGCCGCCGAGAAGGCUCUUGAGGCCGUCAACGACAAAACCAUCCAUGACCCAGUUCACGGAGAUUUUGUCUGCCACGUUGGGGUCCAUGUUCCUCCCGCACAGCCACGCAAGAAGGCGCUCUGGGAUCUUUUCUCCUCCCCCGAGCGUAUCGAACGUGACUUAGAACUGGCCAGACGACUCGUGUCGAAGCUGGACUCCGAAAUGGGCGGUGAUGUAGAUGGGUAUGUUAAGAUCGAGGAGCGGGUGGAAGAGUUGCGCGGAAAGGGCUGGCUGCAGCCGCCCGUCACUGGUCCCGUCAGUGUCAAGAAGAGAAAGUCCGACUUUGACACCGAUGACAUGGACGAAGGUGAAGCCGAGGAAGGUGAGGAGCAGGAAGGUUGGGAGGAUGAUGAGAUUGAUGACGAGGAGCUUUUGGCCAAGAAGAAGAAGCUGGACUUGCUUGUGGAAUACAUCCGCAGGGUCUACAACUUUUGCUUCUUUUGUGUGUUUGAAAGCGACUCGGUCCACGAGCUUGCGCGCAAAUGCCCCGGCGGUCACCUUCGUCGGCCGCGCGCUGGUCUCAGCUCGCAGUCGAAGGCUGUCGCUAGAGCCAGUGCCCUGGGACAGCCAUUCCCAGUCAAGAAAAAGGAGCCCAGCGAGGAGGGCGAGGAGCAACCGACACCCGCGGAGGAAAAGCGACCGCAACGCUUCACUUCCAAAUCAGAACAGCAGCUCCAGCGUGCGUUCAACUGGGUGAAAACCUUUGAGGACAAGCUCCUUCAGAUCCUUGAGCCUGAGAAUGUGGACAUCCGAAAGCUGGGCGGUAAACCGGUUGAUGACGCACUUGAGGAGGAAUUAUCAAAAUUCAUGAAACAGGAGGACGAGUCGAAGUAUCGUUGCAAGGUUCCCGAGUGCACCAAGUUGUUCAAGGCUGAGUAUUUCUGGCGUAAGCAUAUUGAGAAACGCCACACGGAGUGGUAUGAGACCAUCCGAAGCGACCUGUCUUUGGUGAAUGCAUAUGUUCUCGAUCCUGCUCGCAUCGCCCCCUCGCGGUCUGAUGCCAAUAGCAACGGUCACUUCCCUCUCAGCUCGGGCCAGAACCAGACCGGAACUCCUCGUGGCUUCAGUCUGUCAUCCUCGAUGCCUCCAUACAUGGGCCCGAACGGCAACGUCCCUGCUGGCUUCCCACCAAUGGCCGGUGCCGCAUCCUUGCCUGGAUUCAUUGGCGUGAACAAUCCGGCCGGAGCUUGGAGCGCCGGUGGUAUGGUCGGCGGUGAUCAUCCUGGGCUACACCAGCCUGGCGCUAUGCGUCGGGGUGGUCGCUUUAACAACCGCUCGGGGCCGUAUGAUCGACGCGGGGGUAACAAUCGAUAUGGCAACUCCGCCGGGAGUGGCCGAUUGAGUCCCGUUCGUGGCAUGUCGAACAUGUAUGGAUCGGGUGGUCGUCUCCCGGCUAACUCGGGGGUGCCAUACAUUCCUCCUGGACACCCGGCAGCGGCCGCGUUUGCUGGUGCCGGCGGCUUUCCCGAUGCCAUGGGCGCCGGUGCCGGUCCUCAGGGCAUGGGACCCCGGGAAGCCGUCCAAGGCCGCAGUCUCAAGAGCUAUGAGGAUCUUGAUGCGGUUGGUGGUGCCGGCAGUGGUGAACUAAACUACUAA
Molecule: messenger RNA, 2772 nt
Organism: Aspergillus steynii IBT 23096
Lineage: Eukaryota; Fungi; Ascomycota; Eurotiomycetes; Eurotiales; Aspergillaceae
Product: putative arsenite resistance protein Ars2
Exons: 3
Coding region: 1-2772 (923 amino acids)
Cellular component (GO): kinetochore
Source: RefSeq, a predicted model, not a curated record